Dermochelys coriacea (leatherback sea turtle) is the source of this 1447-nucleotide messenger RNA. It is a transcript of the gene TRMT2B, whose product is annotated as tRNA methyltransferase 2 homolog B. Gene Ontology annotation, molecular function: tRNA (uracil(54)-C5)-methyltransferase activity, S-adenosyl methionine-dependent. The record is from RefSeq and is a predicted model, not a curated record. NCBI's taxonomy places the organism in Eukaryota, Metazoa, Chordata, Testudines, Dermochelyidae. Gene Ontology annotation, biological process: RNA processing.
AUGGUUCUCUCCUGCUCACUGAGACUGAUACGCCUUCACGCUCGCUGGCCGCUGAGUCUGAAACAGGCAUCUUUGAGCACUGCACCAGACGAUCACUGCAGACAGGUGGCUGGGAGGAAUGGAACCAGGAAAAGGUGGAUGAAGGAGAAAAAGCCUAGACAGGGCUGCAGCUUGCCAGGCCUGGUGUCCUCCUGGGAAGAAAGGCUAACCAAUGUGGCAACUCCAUUGUGGAGAUUCCCCUAUGAAGAGCAGCUGAAGGUGAAGUCUGAGAGUCAGAAGAACGUGUUGCAGACACUGGCCUCUCGUCUGAGGGAGCUUGGUACAGACAAACUGGAAAUCACACAAAGACCAGAUGGGCUUUGCUGUCCCCUCCGUUCUGUUGUCCCCUCUCCCGUCGUUAACGGCUACCGAAACAAAUCCACAUUCUCUGUGAACCGAGGACCUGAUGGGAACUCGAAAACUGUGGGGCUCUAUGUGGGAACUGGCAGAGGAAUUUCUUCACUGGAUCACUGCCUCCUGUUUCACCAGGGUGGCCACUGGCGUGAGCUCACAGUACGCACCAAUAGCAGUGGACACACCAUGGCCAUCAUCACUUUCCACCCCCAGGACCUCAGUCAGGAGGAACUGUGUACUCAGAAAGCAUUGCUUAAGGAGUUUUUCACUUGUGGGCCUGGAGCAAUCUGCAACCUGACCUCACUUUAUUUCCAAGAAAGCAUCAUGACUGGAAGUUCCCACCAGCAAUCCCUCUAUCAGCUCCUCUAUGGAGAACGAUACAUCUUUGAGGAGGUCCUGGGCUUGAAGUUCCGCAUCUCUCCAGAUGCCUUUUUCCAAAUCAACACAGCUGGGGCAGAAGUUCUGUACCAGAUAGUUGGGAAGUUAAGCUGGGCUGAUUAGAACACUGUCCUUCUUGAUGUCUGCUGUGGAACUGGUGCCAUUAGUCUCUCUCUGGCUUGCCAAGCACCUAAGGUUGUUGGUGUCGAGGUGAUGGAGCAAGCUGUAGAGGAUGCCAAAUGGAAUGCAACAUUCAAUGGGAUCUCAAACUGUGAUUUUCAUAGUGGAAAGACGGAGACAGUUUUGCUGUAGUUCCUCAUGUCGCGAGAGGAUGACUGGCUCCUUGUUGCUGUGGUGAACCCAUCCCGGGCUGGACUCUAUUAUCGUGUAGUGCAGGCCAUUCAAAACUGCGAGGCCAUCCGUACGUUGAUCUAUGUUUCCUGCAAGCCUGAAGGAGAAGCCAUGAAGUGAGAGUUUUGCUGCCCACCAGACUCUGGGAAGAAGCUUGUGGGAGAGCCUUCUGCCCCUCUGUUGGCUGUCCCAGUUGACAUGUUUCCCCACACCGUGCACUGUGAGCUGGUGAUCCUCUUCACCCGCUGAAGGGCCGUCCUGGUUAUAUGUUUUCCUACAAAACAGGUCUUCAUACCUUUUAAAAGUUGAGGGUGAGAAAGAACUA